AUGUCUCUCUUUCGAGCUCUAAACGAUGAUAUCCUCAUAUACCUGCUUCCUCACAUUUCUCCUCUGGAUGCACGGCAGCUUGCAAUGACGUGUCGCACCGCCUACGCCUAUGCCAUGCCUCGCUUUCUCUCAGAGGUCAAGCUCGGCUCUCGAAUACCCGCUUGUUACGGAGACAUCCCGUCCAUGAUCACGAGAUUUUGCAAAUUCAUGCUUUCGGAUAUCGCCCGCUGGGGACCUUGUCUCAAAGCUCUCGAUCUGACUGCGUUGCUUGUUAAUAGUUUUUCCUUUGCCAUGUCUUUGGCUACGGUGCUCUCAUAUGCGUUCCGACUCGAACGACUUUAUCUCUCGCCAUGCGAGGAGCUCUUCCGUGCAGCACCUUUACUCCUCGACGCGGUCGCGUCACUUCCACGUAUAUCGGAUCUUACAUUGGCACAGGCUGGCAGUCUCACUUUCGGAUGCAUGUCACGGCUGACCAGUCGCCCGACUCGGAUCUGUAUAACUUCCAGCAGCGUCAGCAUGGGAAGCUCCCAGUCUACCUUGGAUAUAUUACAGCACCUUCCAAUGUCCGUUGCAGAUCUCCGAAUUCAACUGGACUGCAUCCCUGAAUGCGAAUCCAUCCGAGCAGGUACCACUGGAGUUUGGCGCUCUAUUCGUACUCUGGAAUUGACGGGACCGAUAUCAGACCUAUCCACGCUUUCACAAGCGUUCCCAAAUGUGUCUCACCUGAGGCUCGUUCGCUAUAAGGAUGCGCUGACAACCAAAAUGGACCUUAACGAGUCUCAGGCGAGUAGCUGUUGGACCCGCAUUGACCGGGCCGAUAUCAUUGCUACUGGCAUGAAUGCGGUCCCUUGGAUUCCUAUCCGCCGACUUCAUUGUUUUCAGCUGAACCAGGGCUGGCACUCCUUUCUACAAGCUGCCUCUCCCGUGGCACUUACGUGUUACGAUCACGACGUUUUGUCCACUUGCGCUCUCGACUGUGUGAAGGGCCUGCACGGUGUGAAAUUCUUGCAGUACAUGAUCAUGUACGCAAGAGAUGCCAGCCAGCGCGAGCAGGAAUUUGAAGUAUUCCUAAUUACUAAGCUAUCGUCCUUGGCCAAUAUUCCUCUUGUCGGAGUUGCUCUCAACUUCGGAACCGAGCCUUUCACCACCUCCUCAUGUGACAAGUGGUUCGCAUCUCUUGUCGGGAAGAUCCUCCCCCACAUCGUGUACGUUGGGCUUCCCAGCCCCCACGGUCGAUCAUGGACAUACAAAGAUGACUGCACCAUUUUCGUCUGCCAGUGGUACCUCAUCGAGCGCAACGAAGGCGGUUGCAUUUCCGCUGUAGCCCAGCUUUCAGCGGACGAGGGGAGAAGGGUACAUCUAGCCUUGCUCGAGGUCACGAUCGAGUAG
Fibroporia radiculosa is the source of this 1389-nucleotide messenger RNA. RefSeq lists its product as uncharacterized. NCBI's taxonomy places the organism in Eukaryota, Fungi, Basidiomycota, Agaricomycetes, Polyporales, Fibroporiaceae. The record is from RefSeq and is a predicted model, not a curated record. The transcript has 2 exons. Bases 1 to 1389 code for a protein of 462 amino acids.